UUGUUUUUUUAGAUCUGUACGUUUUAGAUUGUUCUUUGUGUUCACGAGUGUUUUCAUUUGUUUUCUUCUGUCUGAAAGUAUAACAAUAGAAGAGUUAUUAGGUUUUGCUGUAGGAGAAUCUGUUCAAAAGUUCUAAGACGAUCUGAUAACAGAAAAUUGAAAUCUCUCUCUCGCCUUCGUUAAUUGUAGUAGUGACAUAAAAACAUUUCUGGAUAUGCAAGAUUGAAAAAAGAAUGGAGAAUCUACCUCCUGGAUAUCGUCCCAAUGUUGGUGUUUGUCUAAUCAAUUCAGAUAAUUUGGUAUUUGUAGCUUCAAGAUUGAAUGUUCCUGGAGCAUGGCAGAUGCCGCAGGGAGGGAUAGAAGAUGGAGAGGAUCCAAAGUCAGCAGCCAUGAGAGAGUUACAAGAAGAAACUGGAGUCGUUUCAGCUGCAAUCAUAGCUGAGGUUCCAACUUGGUUAACAUAUGAUUUCCCACCGGCAGUAAAAGCAAAGGUUAACCGGCUCUGGGGCGGUGAAUGGCAUGGUCAGGCGCAGAAAUGGUUUCUAGUGAGACUGAUAAACGACGAGGAUGAAAGAGAGAUCAAUCUAGCUAACAACGAAGCGGAUUCAGAGUUUGCGGAGUGGAAGUGGGCGAGACCGGAAGAAGUGGUAGAGCAAGCAGUUGAUUACAAAAGGCCAACCUACGAACAAGUCAUUAAGACUUUUGGUUCUUACUUGAAUGAUCCAGGAAGAGCUGCUAAAUGUAAAUCUGCCAAGUGGUGAUAAGGAAACCAAUGUUUGUUCUGCUCAUUUUUGUAAAUUGGUUAUUGGUACUAGAAGGUUUUGGUUUUGGUUUAACUUGGGGGUUUAUUGUAAUAAAGUCAUGGUCUGGAUCCACAAAAAGGGAAUGGCUUGUGUAUGUCCUUCUAACUUAUAACUAAGUGUAAAGAAAAUGCAAAGGUUAUGAUUAUUCUAAAUAGUACAUGUACAUUGUUUAUA
Brassica napus (rape) is the source of this 977-nucleotide messenger RNA. RefSeq names its product nudix hydrolase 25. The record is from RefSeq and is a predicted model, not a curated record. The coding region runs from base 234 to 761 and encodes 175 amino acids. Gene Ontology annotation, cellular component: chloroplast. The transcript has 6 exons. Lineage: Eukaryota; Viridiplantae; Streptophyta; Magnoliopsida; Brassicales; Brassicaceae. Gene Ontology annotation, molecular function: guanosine-3',5'-bis(diphosphate) 3'-diphosphatase activity; bis(5'-adenosyl)-pentaphosphatase activity. Gene Ontology annotation, biological process: nucleoside phosphate metabolic process; ribose phosphate metabolic process.